Moneuplotes crassus is the source of this 3345-nucleotide messenger RNA. The record is from the annotation of a GenBank genome assembly. NCBI's taxonomy places the organism in Eukaryota, Ciliophora, Spirotrichea, Euplotida, Euplotidae.
AUGGAAAAGUGGAGUCUCUUGUUCACAUUGACCUUGCUCUUUCUGUGCAUAAGUUGUCAUGAUCGGAACCUGACUGUUCAUUUAGUACCUCAUUCCCAUAAUGAUGCAGGCUGGCUGAAGAGUUUUGAAGAAUAUUACCAAGAAACAACAAAGCAUAUACUCACCAAUGUUAUGAAUCUUUUGGAAAGAGAGCCCAAUAAGGUAUUCAAUUGGGCUGAUAUCGCCUUUUUUCACCGCUGGUGGAUAGACCAAACCCCUGAGAUGAAGAAUUUAGUCAGAAAUCUAGUCAAGAAGAAUAGAUUCGUGUUUAUUGGUGGAGGCUGGGUUAUGAGCGAUGAAGCCCUCCCUUCUUAUAAAGAGAAUAUGCUCCAGAUGAGACUUGGCCUUGAUUUUUUGCAGGAUACCUUCGGUGUCCGUCCUAAUAUUGGAUGGCAGAUUGAUCCAUUCGGAAGCAGUGCUGCUACCGUAGCUGUGUUGUACAAGUUAGGGUUUGAUGGCUUUGUUGGAAACAGGAUGUCCCAGAACUUUAAAGACAAGAUGGCAUCAGAAGACGGAUUCAAUUUCUAUUGGCAAGGACACCAAGUCUCUAAAAACAAGGAUGAUACAGUGUUAUUUACACAUAUUCUGCAGAAGCAUUAUGGACUUCAGUUACCGAACGUUUGGAAUGAGGGACUUUUCCUCGGAAAAUCAAUGACAAGAAUGUCUGACUAUGUGUAUGAUCGUGAGAUAAGCCCUGCAAUAAAAGCGAUCCAAAACAUCUCAAAUCAUACAGAAAAGGAUUUCCACACCAUGGUUACUGCUGGAGACGAUUUCAUGUUUACUAACGCUGAUAGAGUAUUUUCAAAGUUUGAUGAGUUAAUCAAAUCUAUCGAAAAGAAAGGAGAUAACAAUGGAUUUAACACAAAGGCAAAGUAUGAUACAAUGUGAGGCUAUUUCGAAGGGCUUCACUCAAUGAACCUGUCCUAUGGAGUGUUUAAAGGAGACUUUUUACCAUAUGAAGAAAGAUUUCCAAAUUGGGAAGAUUUUUGGACUGGGUAUUACUCGACUAGACUUCAUAUGAAGAGAAUGAUUAGGCAUGUUUUUAAUGAUAUCCAAAGCACUAAAACAUUAUUAGCUAUUAGAGCUACUCAUCAUGAGAACAAUAGCAUAAGAUUUGGAGGCCCAUUCAGCUUCAAUGUGGAUAAAGUUCAAGAAAAGAUCACCGAUGCUGAGAGAAAAUGGGGAAUAAUGAUGCAUCAUGAUGCUAUUACAGGGACUCACACUGUCCACACUGAGCCAAGCUAUUACAGAAUCCUUCAUGAGGCAUUAAACUAUUUACAUUCAGCUAGGAACUUAAUCGACGAGUUUAUAGCGAAAAAGAUUCCUAGCUCUACAAUCGAUUUCCUCAACAACAUUGUUGGAAAUCUCACAAACCCUAAAAUUACUCACAACACCAUAGUGAAUCCUUCAGGAUAUUACAGAAUCCAGAUUGUUAACAUAACUGUGCCAAUCCCAGAGAACGAAGACAGAUACAUUCUCUACGUACAAGAAAGAGAAACUUUGACUCCUAUCACAUCGUCUUAUUAUGCUGAUAUUUAUGAGUUAAAUACAGCCACUUCAAAUCUGGUAAAAACCAGGAAGAUAUUCUUCAAACUUCCAAUGCAUGCUCUUAGUGACAAGCAGGUGUAUAUCUUCCAAACCUCUGAUGCAAAUGAUUGUGUUGGCAAGAACUUCCACUGUGCUACAAAAGUUGAAGCAGAAAAAGUCCAAGGCCGUCCUCAGAUGAUCAACCAAGAUAUCAAGCUUAACUUUAGUGCUGAUGGAGCUUUAGAAAGAUUCGAAUACAUGUCAAGGAGGAUUGCUGAAUACUUUUCUGAGGAUGUAACAUACCAUGACAUGAUCAGAAAUACCAGGUCUGGUCUCUACAUCUUCAACCCAAGGAACACCAAGGUUAAAGUUCCCUUCAGCAAUACUGAGAUGUAUAGAUAUAGAAUAUCAGGGCUGAUUGAUGUACUCCAGGUCUAUAGACAUUCUAGUGAAGAUAGACUCCUUAAAACUUACAUUGUCAACCAAGAUGGAUGUCCAAAUUUAAGGAAACAGUUCUUCAUGGAGAUCCAAUUUGAAACUAAACGGAUGGCCGAAGUCUCCUUCAGCCUCAAGAAAGUCCCUAAAUCAUCCAGUGGCGAGUACAAGUCAUAUGCUGAUGACUCUAUGAGGCUUAUUGAAAGACCAAUCUUUGAUAAGUCAAGUAAGAUUCCUCAUACCAACCUGGCAGAGCUCGAAGGAUACUAUACCUACUCUUGCGUCCAUGGAGGUCUUAUCAGAGAGAUGGACAAAAACAGUCCUGAUGGAAAUACAGAUAUAUUCUUUGGCUGGGCUAACUCAAACCCAAUAGGAUGCACUUUUUCUGACAAAAGCGAAGUUUCAUUCAUGAUCUUUAGGAAUAUUGCAAAUUCUGACAACAAAGGUGUUAAUGAUCGUCUAGUUGAUAGGCAUAUUACAUCUACAGCCUUCCAAUUCUAUAUUGAAAAGUCUGUGGAUGGAGCCUUGUUCCAUAAAGUUAGAGCUAACACAAAGAUAAAUGAGCCUUAUGGAAUCUUUACAAAGAAUAUAUACAAGACAAAAUUUGAUUCCUUAGCUGUUUCUUCUAACCUUGGAGCUGACUUCUUGAAUCUUAAUGGCGAACACCAAAUAUCGAACACCUUUGGAGAUAUCGACAUCGUUGACCUCAAGCUCAUGAGACACAAAAUACUCGAGACAUUUAAUGACUAUGAGCUAGCCAUAGUUCUCAGAAACAGAUAUAAUGGGCAUAUCCCUAUAACAAGAGGUUCAAAAGAUCAUAAUGAAGGACUCUUCAAGAACGAAUUCAUUGACACUCUUAAGUCAGAGCCUAAGACUAUUUACAGGAACAACUAUGAUAAAUCCAAGCAGGUGCUUGAUGAAGAGAGAUACAGUCUUGCCUCUCUAGAAGAUGAACUUCGUAAAAGCAAUCAUGAGCCAAGAGGAUUUCACGGACUCGAGCCAUACGAACUUGCAGAGUUUAGAAUAGUCCGUUCCUCAACCUUGGAAGCUUUGGAUAUCAAGAAAAAGGAGACAUCAAACGAUACUGGAGGUUCUGGUGGUAGAAAUCUAAACUGUAGUACAUUCGAGUACCUCUCACGUCACCAUAAAGUAGUGAACUACUUCCACAAAUACAUCAGAAGCAUUCUAUUCAUCCUUGGUAAGAACCCUUCUAUUCAUCGGCGCUAUAUUUGGAAUAAAGAAGCUCAGAGAUGCCAAGAACAGGAAAAAAGCUGCUAAAAAGAGACAUAUCAGAGUAUCUGAUAUCUCUGACAUGGAGGAAUAACUAUGUUUCAAUGGAGCGAU